This is a messenger RNA of Austrofundulus limnaeus, 3058 nucleotides long. It is a transcript of the gene ptdss2, whose product is annotated as phosphatidylserine synthase 2. Bases 467 to 1957 code for a protein of 496 amino acids. Gene Ontology annotation, molecular function: L-serine-phosphatidylethanolamine phosphatidyltransferase activity. The transcript is spliced from 13 exons. Gene Ontology annotation, biological process: phosphatidylserine biosynthetic process. Lineage: Eukaryota; Metazoa; Chordata; Actinopteri; Cyprinodontiformes; Rivulidae. The record is from RefSeq and is a predicted model, not a curated record.
GUCAGCCUGCCUGAGGUAAACAUUUCAAAGUAAAACCAACUUCCUUUUGCUAUAAUGUGAAGUUAUUUUAUUUUGACAAGCAUGUUUCCGGCAAUGUUUCAAGCAACUGUGCACUCGUGAUCAUGCUUGUGGACUCAACGGUUUCCUCGUCCUGAAGCGGUUUCUUAGCAUUAUGUUGUGUUGCAGUCAGACCUAAAACUACCUUCUUAUGAUCACCAAGCGGAUGCUAAGCUGUGCUAAUGUAGCGAGCAGCAGCUUACCGGACUGCAAGCCCACAUUUUCAGCUGGUGAGUGGUAGCAGCUCGUGUGGAAAGGCUAGCUAAUCAUUAACGUCGAUUUCCUCCGACCAUCCCAGGAUGCUGUCAAUCGUUUGGGUGGGGCUGACGCGGAUGGCAGAGGACAGGAGCUCUUUGGAAUAAGACAAACUUCGUUAGAGUCCUUUAUUUAUUUAUUUUUAUUGUGAGUCAUGUCGAAGAAGAACACGGUGGCCGCAGCGUCCAAAUACACCGCCACCUCCUCCAGCGAGCAGCAGGUCGUCAACGGCUCCGUGGAGCUGGAAGGUCCGUGCCACCAGAGCCCCGCUGCGGUCAAGGCCAAGAUGGUGAAGCAGACGUCCAAAGAGAGCCUGCACCGCAGAAACACGGAGUGUGAGGUGUACGACGACGGGACCAACACCUUCUUCUGGCGAGCCCACACUGUGACAGUGCUAUUCAUUCUGACCUGUGCACUGGUCUACGUCACAUUGUUGGAAGAGACUCCUCAGGACACAGCGUACAAUACCAAAAGAGGCAUUGUGGCCAGCAUCCUGGUGUUUCUUUGUUUUGGGGUAACACAAGCCAAAGAUGGACCAUUUACCAGACCACACCCAGCUUACUGGCGGUUCUGGCUGUGUGUUACUGUCGUCUAUGAACUCUUCCUCAUUUUCAUCCUGUUUCAGACGGUGCAUGAUGGACGACAGUUCAUGAAGUACAUCGACCCCAAUUUAGGGGUACCCCUCCCUGAGCGGGACUAUGGAGGAAACUGCCUCAUAUAUGACCCAGGAAACACUACUGACCCUUUUCACAACAUAUGGGAUAAGAUGGAUGGUUUUGUUCCAGCUCACUUCCUGGGAUGGUAUAUCAAGACUCUGAUGAUUCGUGACUGGUGGAUGUGUAUGAUCAUCAGCGUCAUGUUUGAGUUCCUGGAGUACAGCCUUGAACAUCAGUUACCAAACUUUUCGGAGUGCUGGUGGGAUCAUUGGAUCAUGGAUGUUUUGGUCUGCAACGGUUUGGGGAUCUACUGUGGCAUGAAGACCCUGGCCUGGUUGUCCAUGAAGCCGUACCAGUGGCAGGGCCUCUGGAAUAUUCCUACAUACAAGGGCAAGAUAAAGCGAAUAGCAUUCCAGUUCACACCAUACAGCUGGGUAAAGUUUGAGUGGAGGCCGGCAUCAAACCUUCGUCGCUGGCUCGCUGUGCUGGGCAUCAUCUUCAUGUUCCUCCUGGCAGAGCUGAACACCUUCUACCUGAAGUUUGUUUUGUGGAUGCCUCCUGAACACUACCUGGUGCUGCUCCGCCUCGUGUUUUUUGUCAAUGUAGGGGGCGUCGCCAUGAGGGAGAUCUACGACUUCAUGGACGACCCGAAGUUCCUGAAGAAGCUUGGGCAGCAGGCGUGGCUUGUGUCAGCAAUAACAGUGACAGAGUUCCUCAUCGUGGUCAAGUACGACCCCCACACCCUCAUGCUGCCUAUACCCUUCUUCGUCAUGCAGUGCUGGUUCUUAGGAAUCUUUCUCAUAUUCAUCUGGACCCUGUGGCGCUUUUUCAUCCGUGACAUCACACUCCGCUACAAAGAGACCCGUCGACGCAAACAGGAAGCGCCCGGGGACUGGGACUGCCCUCUGGGUAAUGGCAGCACCGGGGCUUCAUCUGGGAGAAGCAAACUGAACGGGAGCUCUGAGACGCUGCGCCAGAGGAAGUCCUGAAAGGAAGUCCUGGGGCGGUGGGGUUAACCGAGGAAAGAGGGGGAGCUGUUACACAAAGAUGAACGUAGAGGCAAACAGAUGGACACAAACUGUUCCUGUGCCUACAAGAACCAAGUAAACAUUCAGCUGAGGCUUGUUUUAUUUGUAUCCUGUAGUUAUUUUCACACUACAAACAAAUACCUCUGUCUUAUUCUUUUUCUUUUAACAUAUUCAUGGAGCUAUAAACUGUAAAAGGUGCGUUUUUGUGCUGGUACUGUCUUGUGUACUGGGUGACAUGGCAGAUAAACCAGUGGGAGGAGGGUUAAAGAUACACUCUUAUCACAAUUUUUGUCUUUUUUUUUCUUUUAAUAAACCAGAGGGGAGGGUCAGCAGCAGUAAACGUGAUGUUCUCUGUCCUGCAGGUGACAAAAGAGCAAGUGUUUCUACGUUUCGUGAAUUUUUGCCCAUAUGAUUGCUGAUCUAGAGUCUGUAGUCUAUGCAAUCUUCUGGGACUUAUUUAAACUCAGCCAUCAUGUCAUUGUUCUUUUAAUGUUAUGUUUAGAAAGUUCAACACAUUUUAUUUUUAAAGGAAUGUUUUGGAGCAUGUUGCAUUCCAGGUACACACAACGUUUACAUGUGGGAGACAACCAUGCUUUUUUUUUUUUUUUUUUCCCAGUUCAGGGUUGGUUCCUGAGAGCUCAGAGACUCGAGCCUUUCUGUUCUCUCAGGUAUUGUUCUUGGAAAUAAUGUUUUUGUUAUUCCAACCAAGAUGUUGUAGUUAACCUGCUGAUAUUAGAAGCGAGGUGUAGUUUGGGUCCUCUGUAGAAGUUCUCACUUAUUUCUUUUCAGUUGAAUGAUUCAGACACUAAAUGUUGCUCGGGUUUCUGAGAAACCUGCAGUACUCCUAAAAAAAAACAAACAAAAAACCCCAGAAUGCUCACAUUGUCAACAGUCGUGCUGACAGAAACAUGAGUUUUAUCUCUUGAUGUUUGAUGGUAAAAAGCAGAGAUGGAUGUGUUUGUUUCAUUAACUGUUUGGACUCUGUUUUCCAGCACAAUCACAUCAGAUUUCACUAACUGUUGAUGUCAAAAGUUGUGUAAUUUUAAUAAAAAUGCAACGCUA